Emiliania huxleyi CCMP1516 is the source of this 1185-nucleotide messenger RNA. RefSeq lists its product as hypothetical. The coding region runs from base 1 to 1185 and encodes 394 amino acids. The transcript is spliced from 7 exons. Gene Ontology annotation, biological process: protein phosphorylation. Gene Ontology annotation, cellular component: plasma membrane. The record is from RefSeq and is a predicted model, not a curated record. Gene Ontology annotation, molecular function: protein kinase activity; ATP binding. NCBI's taxonomy places the organism in Eukaryota, Haptophyta, Isochrysidales, Noelaerhabdaceae.
AUGGCCAAGGCGCGAAGCGCAGCGGACCAGCCGCCGGCGCUGGCGGAGCUCGGCGAGGAGGAGGUGCUGUCCGCCCUCGAGGGAAGCGCAGAGGUCGGGCGGGGCGGCUUCGGCGUGGUCUAUGCUGUGGAGCUGCCCUCGCUGCCGGGUUGGGGCCGCGUCGCCGUCAAGCGGGCUCUGCACGGGGCGGAGGGCGGGGAGGUGAUGGCCGAGGUGUCCAACCUGCGGAGGUGCGCCCACCGGAACGUGCUGCCGCUGCUCGGCUACUGCGGCGCGCCUCAGGCGGCUUGCCUCGUCACCUCAUGCACAUCCCGCGGCUCGCUCGACGACCACCUCCUCCUCUCGCCCGACGCGCGGCUCCGGCUGCAGCGGCUCGGCUUCAGAGGCUCUCCAGGGCUGUCGUGGCCUCAGCGGCUGUCGGCUCUAUGCGACGCUGCACGCGCGCUGGAGCACCUCCACUUGAACCUGAUCCUGCACCGAGACGUCAAGACGGCAUCCGCCGAAGGCUGUGCGCCCUCGUCGUCCUUCUUUGUUUCCAGCCGUGGCGAGCUUGCCUUAGGCCAACAUCCUGCUCGACGGAGCGCUGCUGCCGCUGCAGACGCGAGGCGCGUCUACCGCGCCUUCCUCUCCGAUGUCGGGCACGCCAAGGAGCGGGCGGGCGGCUCGACGGCCAUGGCGACCCGAGCCACCAGCGCGUUCUACUCUGCUGGCUUCGCCGACCCGAUCUACGUCGACUCGAGCCAGCACUCGCGCAUCUCGCUGCUGAUGGCGCUGGCGGGUGUCGAGUCGCGAGGCCUCAAGAGCGCGUUCGAGGACGACGUGAUGGACAUGGCCGAAGGCGCGGACGGCGCGGGAAAGCGGCUGCUGAGUGCGGCGAGGCAGGCGGCGGCUUGGCCGGAGGCUGCGACGCGCGAGCUGGCGUAUCUCUCGCUGAUGGCGCGACUCGAGCGGAGGUACCAGGAGCGGCGGGGCGCGCCCCUGCCAAAGGGCCUCAGCGAGGAGGAGAAGAUCAACGCCCUCGUCCCGCGCCGCGCCGGCCCGCUCUGCGGCUUGGCGCACUCCCUCCGCCGCUGGUACAAUGCGGCGAGGCACGAGCGGGGGCAGUGGAGCGAGCGGCCGACCGACGAGGAGGUGGCGAGGGUGAUGGAGAGCGCGAGACGGGAGCUGGAGCGGUGUGGGCUGUAG